Molecule: messenger RNA, 3805 nt
Organism: Styela clava
Lineage: Eukaryota; Metazoa; Chordata; Ascidiacea; Stolidobranchia; Styelidae
Product: 2-aminomuconic semialdehyde dehydrogenase-like
Molecular function (GO): oxidoreductase activity, acting on the aldehyde or oxo group of donors, NAD or NADP as acceptor
Source: RefSeq, a predicted model, not a curated record
GAACAUUACAUGCAUUUAUCUGAGUAUUGGUUUUGUUAAUAAUAUAUCUACUUUGGGAGGAGAGGAGAGCCAAUAAGACAUCAAUCUAGUAGCUCCCCUCAGCGACUUGGCCUGUUAGCAGUCUUAGUUUUUCAAUUACCUAAGUGCAAUAGUCUAAUCAUGACAGAUCAUAUCAUUGUGUCAAAUUUUAUUAACGGGGAGUUUGUCGAGCCGUUGAAUAAAAGUUACAUUGACAGCUUUAACCCUUCUACAGGACAUGUACAUGCAAAGAUUCCAGACAGUAAUGAGGAGGAUGUCAGUUUAGCAGUAGCAGCGGGUAAAACUGCUUUUCAAUCCUGGUCUGAUACAAGUAUUCAGUACAGAUCAAAAAUGAUGCUAAAAAUUGCUGACAUCCUUGAAUCAAAGUUAGAAGAAUUUGCUGAAAUGGAAUCAAGAGACCAGGGAAAACCAGUUUCCUUAGCACGAGCAGUUGAUAUUCCACGAGCAAUAUUAAAUUUCCGAUUUUUUGCGACUGCAAUACUUCAUAUGCAAACGGAUUCUGUUGUUCAAAAACUUCCUUGUGAAGCCGUGAACUAUGUUCUUAGGCAGCCUAUUGGUGUUGCAGGCUUAAUAAGUCCAUGGAACCUGCCUAUGUAUCUUCUGACAUGGAAAAUAGCACCAGCAAUUGCAUAUGGGAACACUUGUGUGUGCAAGCCAUCCGAAUUCACUAGCGUAACUGCAUGGAUGCUGUGUAAAGUGUUUGUUGAAGCAGGACUGCCACCUGGUGUUGUAAAUAUUGUCUUUGGAUAUGGCCCAACUGCUGGAGAGCCAAUCUUGGUUCACCCCGAUGUCCCUUUGAUAUCAUUCACUGGAAGCACAGCAGUUGGGCAGCAUAUCCAGGAAGUAACUGCGCCAUGGACGAAGAAAUUAUCGCUAGAACUUGGAGGGAAAAAUGCUGCCGUGAUAUUUGCUGAUGUUGACUUGGAGAAAUGUAUCGAGACGACUGUUAGAUCAAGUUUUGCAAAUCAGGGUGAAGUCUGUCUCUGCACUAGUAGAAUAUUUGUCCAACGUGAGAUCUAUGAAGACUUUCUGUCAAAGUUUCUGGAAAGAAUGAAAAAAAUAAUCAUUGGGCACCCUGACUCUCCUGAUACAGUCAUGGGUGCUUUAGUGAGCAGACAACACUGGGAAAAGGUAACCAGUUACAUAAACCUUGCGGAGAAUACAACAGGAGUCAAAGUUCACACUAUUGUUGAAAAGUCGCAGAUUAAAAUACCAGAUAAGUGUCAAAAUGGUUAUUUCUUGAUGCCAACCGUUAUCACAGAUGUCCAUGAUUCUUCACCUUUAAUGCAGGAAGAAAUAUUCGGACCUGUAACUUGCAUCUGUCCAUUCGAUACUGAGGAUGAGGUUAUCAAGAGAGCAAAUGAUGUGAAGUAUGGACUUGCUGCUUGCCUUUGGACACAAGAUGUCGGUAAAACACACCGGGUUGCCAAGCAACUAGAAGCUGGCACAGUAUGGGUAAAUUGUUGGUUGGUUCGAGACUUGAGGAUUCCAUUCGGAGGAAUCAAGAUGUCAGGAGUGGGACGAGAAGGACAGAAUGAUUCAUAUGAGUUUUUCACCGAAGCAAAGACUGUCUGCAUCAAAUAUUAAUAGAAAAUAGGUGGGGCAAACUUUCGUUAUAUAUGUAAAGCAAGCCAGACGCAACGGUCCAGCACUUACCAAGGAUGAUUCAGGAAUUAUAAUCAGUUCAUGGAAUGGUUUUUUUGGAAGGCUGUUUUGUGACCGCUGAUGAUUAACCUGCAUUUUACAUGGUUAGGAUAAUGCUCACUAUCAUUUUUCUGAUUAGCGUUCGUUAAUAUGGGUAUAGUGCCCAUAAAUGAUUUUUUGGGUCAAUUGGAUGGACUAUCUCCUGUCACAGAUUGAUUCGAGGCCUGGUUAUUUCAAACUAUGUAUACAAUCAUUCCCAUACCCAAUCAGAACUGGGUACUCAAUGAGUGUCGUUGGUAUUCAUAUGAUAAGCCAUCUCAUCACCAUUUUCUUCUCCAAAAUUAGUGUGCAAUUUUAUCCAGCGUGUCAAAUUUCAUUUCUUCAGCAUCAAAAUUGUAUUUCAAGUGAUUAAUAUGUCAAGUAUGUAUAUCCUAUUUUAGCGAUUAGGUUAACUGGUUAACUAUUUACUAUACCACCUCCGACUUGAAUUUUCGACUGAACCAUGGUCGUUGUUAUCCAUAUGAUUAAGUAAUCAUCUUUUCUCACGCAUGAAUUAGUAUGAAAUUUUAUCGAUUGUGCCAAAUCUCAUUUCUUCAUUAUUAAAGCCUUCAAACCAUUUACGAAUCCCGGGCAUCAUUGUGGACAUCAUCUGGACUCGUAUCUGCUCCCAGUUUUUAGGCUGUUUGACGCAUUUUAUUAUGACCCCGGAUGACAUACAUGUGAGGGUACACAGCUUAGAUACGAUAGAUAAUUUAAGCGAGAGGUUGCUGGGCUCCUCGCUAUUGUUAUAUCUAUUACGCCUUAUAUUAAGACCUCUGAAGACGUACCUUCGGCUGUGAACAUAUCAUGUGAAUAAUUUAUGUGGGCUCUCAAUAUUGUUAAAUCUAUGGCUGUUUUUCCGCUUCACAUUGUACAAGGCUCCAUCCAGACAGAGGGAAAGUUGGAAAAUAAGUAAUUUUACUAGGCCGACUCGCGAUCGCGAAAAUAUUUUGAAAACGUUCGGUGUAUAAUUCCAUGUGAAUCUGUAUUUAUGACAUAGUAAUUUAACUAUCAAUAAAUUCAAACAGUCGUCAGUCGUACAACAGAUGGAUGUUAUUUGCUUGCAUACAACAUUCAUAUAGCGCUAUGAUGCCCAAAUGCUAAAAUUUUAAAAAGAUUCUCAAUUUUUAAAGUGGAGUGUAUCGAUAAUGGGAUUUUAUGAGACCAACUAAAGAAUAAUCUCAAAAUUUUCCAGUCUGUGACGCGCUAAAAAUUAAUACAAAGUGGCGACACACUCAUAACGGAAUAAAGUUUCAAAACAAUUUAUUUUGAUUUAUUGCGUUGGAUUUGCUUAUUAUUGAGAGUAAAUAAGAUUAAAAGAAGAUUAUACCGUCUACAACUGCAUUUCUUUGUAAAUUACAAUAUUUCUUAUUUUUUUGCGAUGUUCAACUUACAUAAUACAGAAUAUAGGGCUACAUAUUGCCAGAUGCACAAAGAUGCAAAUGACCUUUUUUUUAAUGGCUUUCAAACCAGCAUUGAAUUAGAUUCGUAAUCAGAAAUCCAAAUAUCAUCCAUACUUUAGGGACUCAAUGCUUGAUUUGUAAAACUGUCUACCACCGAAUAUUGAAAUCGCUUCAUACAUUCGUAUCACCACUUGUCCCUACCGUUCCAGUCGUUUCAUCCUUGUAUCACAUUGUCCCAUUCGUAUCAGUUGUUUACUUAACAUCGUCAUAAAGUAGUUAGUCUAUUAAUACAAAAAUUAGAUUUAGUUUCAUUCAUCUUCAAUAUAAUUCUGUAUUGAUCUUUUUUGCCGAUGCCUCUGUCUCGGAGAUCGAAGACAGUUUCGCAUUGGUGUUUAUUCCUUAAUGCGUUACCGGCUUAAAUCACAUUAUGCUAUUCUUCUCCGAGUAUAUUCAGAUCCGGAAAUUUUUAAAGUAAUUAUUGAAGUCCUAAACAACUGCCAUUCUUCAUUUAAUUCAAAUUCCCCCAAGUUAUAUGCGCUUCUAAAUAAUGAAGUGGAAUCCCGCAUUUUCUAAAUGUUUCUUCAAUAAGAAUGCUGCACAUGUUAAACAAGACACUUUUCGUACUCGAAUUUUUCACUCAGCUAACAAGAGAUCAACCCACGGAGUGACGUUUUCCGCUG